UUCCCACGUCCCAAGUCAAACGACAAAGUUGUUUGAUCUCUUCUUCUCUAUCAAAACCAAAGUGUUCUUCUCAAAACUCUGCAUGGGCUCACAGAACAGUAAUAGAGUCCCUGGUUUCGUGAAUCUUAAACCAAGAAAAUGGGAAAUUGCAAUGGAAAUCGUGCUGGAAAAAGGUCUAAGUUCGUGAUGAGAGAGCAAAUGGAUUCCAUGAGCAAGCAUGAAGGAAUAAAGACUGUGAAGGUCGAUAACCUCUGCAACUUCUCAAGAAACUCUGACCUUUGCGUCUGCAUAGUGACCUGGAACAUGAACGGAAAGGUCUCUUUUGAAGAUUUGGUGGAGCUUGUUGGCAGCGAUCGGAAGUUUGAUCUACUUGUUGUUGGUUUGCAAGAGGUACCUCGGAAAAAUGUUGCAGUAUUAUUGCAGGCAGUUGUUGCGGAUACUCAUAUACUGCAAGGAAAGGCCAUCAUGCAAUCUCUUCAGUUGUACGUAUUUUCGCCAUUGAACUCAGAAUUAUUCAUCAAAGAAUUGAAGGUGGAUAAGCAUUCUGUGGGUGGAUUUGGAAGAUUAAUUAGGAGAACGAAAGGGGCAGUAGCAAUCCGUAUCAAUUACAAAGGAAUUAGAAUGGUGUUUGUCUCUUGCCAUCUCUCUGCUCAUGCUCGGAAUGUGGAAGAGAGAAAUUCCCAGUGCAGACACAUAUCACACAACCUUUUCUCCAGGAACUGGAAUCCUUACGCUAGACCUGCCCAAAUCACUGUAUGGUUGGGAGACCUCAACUACAGGAUUCAGGGGAUAGACACAUAUCCUGUCAGAAAUUUAAUAAAGAAAGAUCUUCAUAGACUGCUCACCAGCAAAGAUCAGCUCUUACAAGAAGCAGAAAAGGGACAGGUUUUCGACGGAUUCUGCGAGGGGACAUUGACAUUUAAACCAACGUACAAAUACAAUGUCGGAAGCAGCAGUUAUGAUACAAGUCACAAGGUGCGAGUGCCUUCGUGGACAGAUCGGAUAUUGUUCAAGAUACAUGACGGCGACGAAAUUAGUGCAAGCUUACAUUGCUACGAGUCCAUCGACGAUAUUUACAGCUCAGAUCACAAGCCAGUGAAAGCUCACCUCUGCUUGAAAGUCAAUCAACAAGCAGCACCUCCUAGUACUGACUAAAACCAAUAACUUCAAAACUGUAUCUAUAUGCCCAAAUGAAAAAAAUUUCCCUGUGAUUAUUUUUGGGUCAAUUUCACCUUAUUCUUUUCUGUAAUAAAAUUAACAUUAUUAGUUUUCCUGUGUAUUAAUUGCACCAUUAACUUAAUGAGAUCCU
Messenger RNA from Manihot esculenta (cassava), 1309 nucleotides. Its product is annotated as type IV inositol polyphosphate 5-phosphatase 11. NCBI's taxonomy places the organism in Eukaryota, Viridiplantae, Streptophyta, Magnoliopsida, Malpighiales, Euphorbiaceae. Gene Ontology annotation, molecular function: phosphatidylinositol-3,4,5-trisphosphate 5-phosphatase activity; phosphatidylinositol-3,5-bisphosphate 5-phosphatase activity. The record is from RefSeq and is a predicted model, not a curated record. The transcript has 8 exons. The coding region runs from base 139 to 1155 and encodes 338 amino acids. Gene Ontology annotation, cellular component: plasma membrane. Gene Ontology annotation, biological process: response to jasmonic acid; response to salt stress; phosphatidylinositol dephosphorylation.